CUGAACUAUAAAUAAGAAUAACUACUCAACAAAAGAUAUCAUUUCGCUCUGAACCGUCCACAGCGACAGAAACGUGUCGUAGAAAUACACAUUUCGUUCUUGGGGAUACGAAUUAAAAAUGAAAAUAUUUGUGCUGCUGCUGGCCUGUGCGGCAUUUGUGAGAGCCGACGUUUCACAUUUGUUUAACAACCACGGAUACCAUGCUGAUCAUCAGCACCAUCAUCAUCAUCAUGAUAAUCAUGGAUACGAUUACUCACAUAAGGAAAUAGAAAACCAUAGCGGUUAUGAUUAUCCUAAGCCGGAGAUACCAUUUGUAUUGCCCACGACAACCAUACCACCACCAAAGCCAUCUUAUUUGCCUCCUGCGACACCAAAGCCAACUUAUUUACCUCCUGCGACACCUAAACCUACCUACUUGCCUCCACCACCACCAAAGCCAACAUAUUUGCCACCCAAACCAGUGCCUACAUAUUUGCCACCUGAACCCACAACAACUACCACGACAACAACGACCACAACUACUACAACUCCAAGACCAAUAACAACGACACGCAGACCAACCCCACCAAGACCCACCUACUUGCCACCCACACCACCUAAACCAACCUACUUGCCACCCACACCACCAAAGCCCAGCUACUUGCCACCCACACCACCUAAACCAACCUACUUGCCACCCACACCGCCUAAACCAACCUACUUGCCGCCUACACCACCAAAGCCCACCUACUUGCCACCCACACCACCUAAACCAACCUACUUGCCACCCACACCACCCAAACCAACCUAUUUGCCUCCCAAGCCAGUAACAACAACCACUACGACCACACGUAGACCUACUCCACCCAAGCCCACCUACUUGCCUCCAGAACCACCCAAGCCGACGUACUUGCCUCCUACACCACCCAAGCCAACCUAUUUGCCUCCUACAACCGGCUAUUUGCCACCCCAACCCAUUAAAACGGAAUACUUGCCACCCAAACCCACCAAGUCCCAGUAUUUGACACCUGCUGUAUCCAAACCUACAUUCAAAAUUCCCAUACCCUCAUACGCUGCUCCUUUGGAGGAAGAAUUCGGCAAUGAAUUGCAAGAGGAUGGAUAUCAUUACAAUGUCCCAGCCAACAGAUUCUUCUACUAAAAAGCCAGGAAGGAAUGGAAUUGAAUGGUUGACAUUACACGCCCUCCCCCCAUGAUAGUGUUACGAAGACUGAGUAUUAGGCGACAAGUAGUGCUGGCAUUAUUUGCGAAUAAUGCUUGCAUUCGAGACGUUAUUAUGAACUUUAAUUUUUAG
Musca domestica (house fly) is the source of this 1291-nucleotide messenger RNA. RefSeq lists its product as uncharacterized. The transcript has 2 exons. Bases 119 to 1138 code for a protein of 339 amino acids. The record is from RefSeq and is a predicted model, not a curated record. NCBI's taxonomy places the organism in Eukaryota, Metazoa, Arthropoda, Insecta, Diptera, Muscidae.